Messenger RNA from Annulohypoxylon maeteangense, 692 nucleotides. RefSeq lists its product as uncharacterized. The record is from RefSeq and is a predicted model, not a curated record. Bases 51 to 656 code for a protein of 201 amino acids. The transcript has a single exon. NCBI's taxonomy places the organism in Eukaryota, Fungi, Ascomycota, Sordariomycetes, Xylariales, Hypoxylaceae.
ACCGAUCCAUCAUCGAUUGUAUUUGACAUACUAACAAUCUCUAGUACAAGAUGGCGAGCGACGGAUAUUGGUGGGAAUUGCCUUUGGUGGUCAACUUGGACAACGCGGUUUGCGAAUACACCACAAGAGAGCUAUUGUGCAACGCGGCUGAUUACGAGCUCGUUGGCGAGAAAUACAACGGCUGGGCGGGUCCUCUGGACGUGUUCUCGGUGGAUUUCAAUGACGACGACGAGUUCAACUGGGCGGUUAGUGUUCCUUCCAAUGGCAAUCCGCACAUCCUCCUGAUCAAAAACGCCCCGGAAGACUGGGAUAUACCGGGAUUUGCGAACAGCGUCCUCAUGGAAUGGUCAGGGUCAGACAACCCCGACUUGACCUACCUGUUGGUACUGCCUCCGCCUGCGACUGCGUUCAUGAAACUCGAGGAGUUCUGGGCAGACCAGAUACUCCCUCAUUCUGACGAAAUAGACGACCUUUUUGCUCAUAGAGUCGUCACGCGUCAUGGCUGGGCUACCAUGGACCUGCAGUAUUUGGAUGCUUGGAUCAACUCAAUCGAUGCGGAUCACCAGGUCAUCGAGGAAGAGGAUGGAUAUGAUGUCAUCCAGUAUCGAUCUGAGCCCGAGCCUUCAGUCCCCGUCCUACCGUUUUUAACCGCUUGAUCAUUUAGAGACUCGUUAUCCAAGAGAAAAUUGAGC